AUGCUUCCCAAAAGCUUUCACGCAAUCGUGGCAGCAGCCCUCGCAGUGCAAGCCACCCCACUGGAAAAGCGCAAGGUCGUGAACCACGACUCCAUCACCCCCUUCCCAGAGACUGUUCCCGCCGGCGCCAUCGGAACCACCUUCAAGCGGUUUGAGCCAUACCUACACAUCGCACAUGGCUGCCAGUCCUACCCUGCCGUUGCCGCCAACGGCGACGUCAGGUACGUAUCCCCUCCACAGGCCCCAAAUCCAGCGAACCAUCUCACCACUCACACCCCACCCCUUAGCGGCGGCCUCCAAGACACCGGCAGCUCCACCGGCGGCUGCCGCGACACAGGCAAAGGACAGACCUACGUCCGCGGAGGCUGGCACAACGGGCGCUUUGGCAUCAUGUACGCCUGGUACAUGCCCAAGGACAUGCCGAACAGCGGCGUGUCCGCCGGCGCGCACCGGCACGACUGGGAGAACGUCGUGAUCUGGGUGAACAACCCGGCCGUGGCCAACCCGGCGCUGCUUGGCGGCGCGGCGUCCGGCCACGGCAGCUACAAGAAGACCGCGAGCCCGCAGCGUCAGGGCGACAGGCCCAAGGUGGAGUACUUCACCAACUUCCCUACCAACCAUGAACUGCAGUUUACGGAUACCCUUGGGCGGGAUCUGGCGCUGAUCGCUUGGGACUCGCUUCCGGGGGCUGCGAGGGAGGGUCUGGAGUCUGCGGAUUUUGGGAAGGCGACGGUGCCGUUUAAGGAUUCGACGUUCCUGGGUAAUCUGGCCAAGGCUGCGCUAUAG
Aspergillus thermomutatus is the source of this 786-nucleotide messenger RNA. Its product is annotated as NPP1 family protein. The record is from RefSeq and is a predicted model, not a curated record. The coding region runs from base 1 to 786 and encodes 261 amino acids. The transcript has a single exon. NCBI's taxonomy places the organism in Eukaryota, Fungi, Ascomycota, Eurotiomycetes, Eurotiales, Aspergillaceae.